GUUUUGAAAAUUUUAGCUAGUUGCUGUCCCAACAAAGGCAGCCUGGAAAUGGAAGGUUGAAGCAGACAUCUUCUCCCAAUCUCUCGUCGUGUAAAUCCAACAAUUAUCUUUUGCGUCGUCCGUCCCAAGUUUGAAGGAAACUCCUCUCUCCAAUUCAGGUCACACAAUUUCUCUGUUUCAAUCUGCAACUUGCUUUUGCAAUUCCAUUUUUCUCCGCCAGAUUCCAUUCUUUCCGAUCCAUAAUCCCCUCAAAUCAAAACCUCUCAUUCCCCACCCAGAUCUUCACCAAUUUCUAUUCCCUUUCACAAUUUCUCCCCUCACAAUCCUGGAUCUUGCGCAACCUUCCUUUUGAUUUCAAGCAUAAACCCUUUUGAGGAUGAUGCAAUUGUUGGUUUUGUAGCAGAAAACCAAAGUUGUUGUUUUUUUUAUUGUAUUUUGUUUUGUGAGGUAUGAGUAGGUCUCCUUCAUUUUCAGUGAAAACGGAACUUAGUCCGAGUGUUGUUGACUCGGAAUCAUUGCAAAGAUGGGUUGUUGCUUUUUGUGCUAUAAGGUUUGAUCUCGAGCAAGGACAGCUCGUCGAAGAGUGUUACCCACAGGGAUGUCUUUCCCACGACGAAGAGCUUGAAAUCGCUUACAGUUCCUUCCCUGAUUCCGUUUCGCAGAACCAGAACAGGUCCAGCAUUCAUGAUUGUAUUUUCUUUUUCCGAAUUCGCAGGCGCAGCAGCAAUGCCAAUGGUUCUCAACCUGCCAAGGAUGCUACUGAUGAUUGUACCGAUGGGCCAGAAUACAUGUAUGGUUAUGUGUUUAACAGGCAGAGACAUGAUGAGAGGUUGAAGCGCGGCGGGGAGCAGAAGUCUGUGGUGAUCUUGUCUCGCAGUCCUUAUUCGAGUGUGUUUAGACCAUUGUUGCAAAUUGUUGGUCCUUUGUUUUUCGACAUUGGUAAGAAAGCACUGGAGCACAUUGCUGCUUAUGUUUCAAAAUGGCCGGCUCCUGUUCCUGGCAAGGUGAUGGAUCUUCCCAUUGGAAAUGCUACUCUUAAAGUGAACUUGCCACCUGCUCUUAGUUUGCCUGUAGAAAGUGGAGUUUCUUUUGAAGAGCCUGCUUCUUCUGUGGCACCUUUUCUUGCUAAUAAUAAUAACCAGUCUGUCCCACAAGGUCUUUUUCAUGAUUCAGAUCUUUUCGGCUCGUUCCGGGGCCUUCUGUUGCAGCUCUGGCUGUUAUGGGAGUUGUUGAUUGUUGGUGAGCCCAUGCUCAUCAUUGCCCCAACACCUCCCCAGUGUUGUGAGGCUGUUGCCAGUCUUGUGAGUUUGGUUGCACCAUUACUUUGCAGUCUUGACUUCCGGCCUUAUUUUACCAUACAUGACCCUGUGUUUGCACACUUAAACUCAAUUCAAGAAGGUGAAGCUUUCCCUCCAAUUAUUUUAGGGGUUACAAACCUUUUCUUCCUCAAAGCUCUCCGGAAUAUUCCGCACAUUGUCUCAGUCGGAAGCCCUCCUCCUAAUUCAAACAGGGUUGCCCUUUCAGCUAGGUCUACUGGCAGAAUUUCUGGUAGUCCUGAAGGUCUUGGGUUUCAACAAUUAUCCCUGAAGAAGUUUUCUCCUUCAAGUUUAUUGAGUGCGGUUAAGCUGCGAAGAGAUGGUCCUCUUUGUCUCAUGACAGAACAUAGGGAAGCCAUUUGGAGUACCUAUUCUGCAAUAACUAAGCCAGAUACUUCUAUCUUAAAUAGGCUUAUAGAUGCUGGGGUGUCACCAAGAGUAGAGGAGUCAAUGUCUGUUGUGAAUAAUGAGAUAUUACGUAGACACUUCUUGGAGCUCACAACAAAUUUUUUGGCACCCUUUUCCCCAUAUUUUAGGACUACAACACCAUUAGAAGGAUCUUCUCCUUAUGUAGAGCCUCCUUCCCUACCUCCAUUUAAUGCCAGUGAGUUUCUUGCAAGUUUAUCUGCAAGAGGUCCAGGGAAAUUCUUAUUAAAGCGAAUGAGGUCUAACUGGCUUGACUUAUACAGGCGAUUCCUGAAUGGACCCAACUUUAUGCCAUGGUUUCAGAGAAGGCGUGCUGCUGCCGAACAAGAACAAGAUAGAUUGUGGAGGCAAGCAAGAAUGAAAACUGACAUAGAACAGCUUAUUUCUAAAUUGUCUGAGUUGGAAAUAGUGGAUUCCUUCAAUGUUAUAGAGAGACUUCUCCUCAGAGAAGUGCAGGUGCAACAAUCUGGAAAGGGUGGUGUUGAUUCCAUGGAAAUUUGUCAGAAACUUAGGGACCUUCAGGCAGUUUUUAAUGUUCUUUCAAAGGACAUGCAACAAGUUAUGCUAUCAAAUCCCCAAAGAGCAUCCCUUCUUCAAGGAAGUCCAGAAUUAACAAAACUUCCGGGAUGUCCUCUCAUACAAGUUGCGGUGGUGUCGUCUACAUCACCGAGGUAAUGAAAACAAAUAUGAAACAACUGGUCAUGGUAUAUAGCAUCUUCCCACGUUGCUGAAGGACGGAUUAAUUCAUUGACUACUUCCAUCUCAUUGAGAGAAGUUCUCUGAUUCUUGACAAGUGAUGUGAGCUGUGCGCGGCAAUUCUUAUCGGUGCACUUCGAGCUGCUCGCGUGAUUAUAACUACUCUCUUGGUAAACAUGCAUGGAAAUUCCAUUUCAUGUUAAAUUUGUAAAAUUUUGUUGAUUGCUCUUUUCUGAAAGAUGAAGCUGUAAAUUAUUGACUGUUAGCCAUUGGUAGUGAUCUCUUCCAGAUUCACAAUACCAAAAAUUCUCAACUCA
Messenger RNA from Lotus japonicus, 2755 nucleotides. RefSeq lists its product as uncharacterized. Gene Ontology annotation, molecular function: guanyl-nucleotide exchange factor activity. The record is from RefSeq and is a predicted model, not a curated record. NCBI's taxonomy places the organism in Eukaryota, Viridiplantae, Streptophyta, Magnoliopsida, Fabales, Fabaceae. Gene Ontology annotation, cellular component: recycling endosome.